AUUUUGUAAUUCGUGACAUUAUUUUAUGAAUUUUAUUUGUAGGCUUUCUGAUGUGAUUGAUAUUUUUAUUUCUAUUCUAGAAAGAAACGAACUAUCAUUCAUAGAAACUUCUGCGUUAGACUCCACAAAUGUCGAAGUAGCAUUCAGAAACAUUUUAGAAGAAAUAUACCACAUUGUGUCGCAGAAGCAAAUAAGAGAUGCAUCAAGUCCAACUGGCAACCAGCCUAGUCAUGAUGCGCAGACUAUCCAAGUAGCACCAACUAAUGAACCGGACAGCCGAAGAAACAAGUGUUGCCAGUAGUCUCCCCCCUCUCUCUCUUUAUUAAAUCACUACUCAUAAUGUAAAAUGCAUCGAAUUUAAAGUAAUAUUUUUGAUUAUGUUAAACACACAAUAUAAAUUUAUUUGUGCCUAAGUUUUGCAGUUUCUUGAUUUUUCUGUGGCAGUUAAUAAAUUUGUGUUGAUUUUAAAUAUUUUAUAAUACGUGUUGAAUACCGAGUGAAAUUAUACCCUCAAUUUUUUUUACUUUUGCACAAAUGUUGUUGAUAGCUGUUUAGUGAAAUGAGUGUUCAGUGUGAGAUUUUUUAAAGAAAACUUUCAGGAAGUUAAAAUGAUGUAGAAAUUACUACUUAGGUAUUGACUUUGUAUUAUUAGAAAGAGUUGUAGAUUGUAUUGGGCUUUUUUUCUUUAUAUGUUUGAAUUAUGUUAAAUAAAGUGUUUCUAAAUGAACUGGUCCAAUUCUACGUCCCAUCAAACAAACUGCUAUUUAAUUGCACUUCUACUUCGAAGUCAGUCAGCACACACAGGAAAAUGUUUGGACCAGUUCGAACAUUUUUCAAAAGAUCGUGUUUUAGUUGAUUUUGUGACAGAUUUUGUAUCGUUUUUGCCAGUGUUAAGUGUUGUGCGGAGUCAUUAUGGUAGAUUUCUGUUUAUGUUUGUCUUGUUGUGCCAAACAUUCAAUAUAGUCAGCCCUGUGCAAACAAAGUCGUAAACGAAACAUAUUUUAUUGUCUACAGUGUAAGAUGUUUAUUGGCAGUAAAAUCAAUUGUUUUAAUGUAA
Messenger RNA from Hydractinia symbiolongicarpus, 1057 nucleotides. RefSeq names its product ras-related protein Rab-11B-like. The record is from RefSeq and is a predicted model, not a curated record. The coding region runs from base 26 to 301 and encodes 91 amino acids. Lineage: Eukaryota; Metazoa; Cnidaria; Hydrozoa; Anthoathecata; Hydractiniidae. The transcript has 2 exons.